Thlaspi arvense is the source of this 294-nucleotide messenger RNA. NCBI's taxonomy places the organism in Eukaryota, Viridiplantae, Streptophyta, Magnoliopsida, Brassicales, Brassicaceae. The record is from the annotation of a GenBank genome assembly.
AUGAAGGAGUUUCAAGCUAGCCCUAAGGGGCAUACGAACUAUUUGGGAAGACCAUGGAAGGAGUUUUCGAGGACGGUUUUCGUAAAGUGUAAUCUUGAGUCUUUGAUUAGUCCUGAUGGAUGGAUGCCAUGGAGCGGGGAUUUCGCGUUGAAGACUUUGUACUACGGUGAGUAUAAGAAUACGGGUCCGGGAUCGGUUAGAUCGAAGCGGGUUCCAUGGAGUAGUGAGAUACCGGAGAAGCAUGUUGAUGUUUACUCUGUGGCCAGUUUUAUUCAGGCUUCGACGACUGCUUGA